CCGGUGGUGAUCGCGCACGAGUGCCCCAGCGCGAUGCGCGCCCACGUCCUGGAGGUGCCGGCGGGGCGCGACGUGCUGUCGUGCGUGGCGGCGUUCGCGCAGCGCGGGCGCCGCGGCGCGCUGGUGCUGGGCGCGGCCGGGCGCGUCGUGGACGCCGUGCUCUGCAGGGAGCCCUCGCCGCUGGUACUCCGGGGCACGGCGGAGAUCCUGGGCCUGGUCGGGUGCUUCUUCCCGUCGUCCGCCUCGCCGGCGGGCGUGGCGGUGUUCCUGGCUGGGCCGCGGGGCGGCGUGCUGGGUGGCAGCGUCGCGGAGGGAGGGCUCGUGGCCGCCGGGCCGGUGGUGAUCAUGGUGGCCACGUUCGUCGCGGCCGCGUUCGACCGGUUGCCGCUGGUGAAGGGGGACGAAUCCGCCAGGGCUGACGGGUGCGGCGUGGCCGGACACUGGCGGUGCGUUGGCCUGCCGCUGCAGCAACAGUGCGGCUGGGCGCCGCUGUGUGGUAAGCUGGGCGCGAAGAGCUGA
Molecule: messenger RNA, 519 nt
Organism: Lolium rigidum
Lineage: Eukaryota; Viridiplantae; Streptophyta; Magnoliopsida; Poales; Poaceae
Product: AT-hook motif nuclear-localized protein 21-like
Exons: 1
Coding region: 34-519 (161 amino acids)
Cellular component (GO): nucleus
Molecular function (GO): DNA-binding transcription factor activity; minor groove of adenine-thymine-rich DNA binding
Source: RefSeq, a predicted model, not a curated record